Molecule: messenger RNA, 2312 nt
Organism: Etheostoma cragini (Arkansas darter)
Lineage: Eukaryota; Metazoa; Chordata; Actinopteri; Perciformes; Percidae
Gene: slc52a3-2b
Product: solute carrier family 52, riboflavin transporter, member 3-B
Exons: 4
Coding region: 499-1872 (457 amino acids)
Biological process (GO): riboflavin transport
Cellular component (GO): plasma membrane
Molecular function (GO): riboflavin transmembrane transporter activity
Source: RefSeq, a predicted model, not a curated record
UUAGUACACGUGUGAAACUAAAAGCUGAUUUACUUGUCUCACCCAGCCUGCAGCCUGUGUGUUUAAAGGAGGGAAAGCCACAAGGUCAUUUACUGGUUGGUGGAAGAAAAAAAGGAAAAGGAGGAGCUAUUCUCACUGAGACCUGCCCCCCUUACUCUCUUUCCUCCUAUCCCUGAGCUCCCAGUCUCACACAGAGCACAUGGCUGCAUGAUUUUGAAAGUGGCAUGGUGGUGCAGGAAGCAUGUGCGCGUGUGCAGACACUCCCAUGUCAAGUGAAGCAGAGUCAGGGAAGCAGAUUGUAAGCCUAUGGCUCGAGCAUAUGGUUAAUGCUUGUGUGGAGGAGAAAGGAAGGGGGGAUGCAUAACCACAUACACACACACACACUGUGGUCACAAUGGACUCACAGUUUAUGAGAGGAUAGAGGGAAGAGGAGAGCUUCCUGGUUUUGGUUCUGAACAAGAUUGCAUACAUCUACAUUUCCUGAUUCCUGCCUCCAUCAUGUCGCUGCUGACUCACACGCUGGCGUGCCUGUUUGGUAUGGGCUCCUGGGUGGCCAUCAACGGGAUGUGGGUGGAGCUGCCCCUGAUCGUGCCCCAGAUCCCAGAGCAGUGGUAUCUGCCAUCGUACCUCACAGUCAUCAUCCAAAUGGCCAACAUAGGUCCUCUCUUCAUCACUUUGAUGCACCGCUUCCGCCCAGGGGUGCUGGAUGAGCGGCCGGUCAUCUACUGCAUUGUCGGGUUGGGCAUCGUUGCUACAUUCCUGCUGGCUUUCUUCUGGAAACACACUGUGACAAUAGGGGACUCUUUGCACAGUGUGCCCCUGCUGGUAUUAAGCUUCCUGCUGUCUGUGGUGGACUGCACCUCCUCUGUUACCUUUCUGCCUUUCAUGAUGCGGCUGUGUCCGCAGUACCUCACCACGUACUUUGCAGGCGAAGGCCUCAGUGGUCUGGUGCCCGCACUGGUGGCUCUGAUUCAAGGUGUUGGUGUAGCCCACUGUCAGAAUGCCACUUUGACUGGUGCAGCCAACACACCCACUAAUAAUGCCACUAUUGUUGGCAGUGGAGAGCUACAAGCCAUCUACCAGCCAGCUAAAUUCUCUGCCCAGGUGUUCUUUGUGUUCCUCAGUGCCAUGAUGGUUGUGUGCCUUGUAGCCUUUAUCCUACUCAACCAUCACCCAUCUGUGGCUCGAGAGAGAAACAACGACCUGUACUUCAGUGGUGACAUGGCCCCUGGGAAGAGAGAACAAGGUCUGUCCCUGGACAGCCGGACACCAGAGCAGAAACCUAUGCUCAGCCCUCUGGAAGCCGUCAGGAGGGAACCAAGAAGCACUUUUGGUAUGGGGACGUAUAGUAAUCUGGAGGUGGUGUUCAUCUUUGUUGUACUGGCUUGGGUCAAUGCUCUGACCAAUGCAGUGCUGCCCUCGGUCCAGUCCUACUCCUGUCUGCCCUAUGGGAACCAGGCCUACCAUCUAGCUGCCACCCUGGCAGCUGUCGCUAACCCAGUGGCCUGCUUCAUCGCCAUGUUUGUGCCUAUUAGGUCUCUCACCUUCAUGGGUUUCUUGACCAUGAUUGGGACUGGAUUCGGAGCCUACAUCAUGGCCAUGGCUGCCCUCAGUCCAUGCCCCCUGCUGGUCCACAGUGCCUCCGGAACGGCAGUCAUAGUGCUGGCCUGGGUCCUGUUUGUCCUCACUCUGUCCUACGUGAAGGUGAUCAUUGGGGUGAUCCUGAGGGAUGAGGGCCACAGUGCCCUCGUGUGGUGUGGAGCAGUAGUGCAGUUGGGCUCCAUGGUUGGUGCUGUUGGCAUGUUCCCAUUGGUCAGUGUAUAUGGACUGUUCAAGUCAGGUGAUGCCUGCAACACCAAAUGUCCAAUGUAGUAAAUAAAAGUUCAAGUUUAAGUUAAACACUGCUGUACCAAACUGAAAAAUAAUCGGCGCUUAUUUUCAAUGCACUGAACUCACUGCAGUCGUUCGUUUUACAUAUUCCUCUUUGCGUCAACAGAUCUGAGAGCUCAGCGCUAUUUAUUGACUUAGGGCGUGCUGUACAGCACAAGGCUCAAAUUACACUAACAUAAUCAAUGUGUCAGAUCAUACAGGUGUAUUUUGUCUUUCUCAAUUCAGAGGUCAAUGCCAGAUUACUUGAACCGUUAAUAUGAUGUGAGAUUAUAAGAACCUACAGCACUUUUGGCUUUAAAAGGUGCCUUCCUUUGAGAAGAUUUGUGCUUUGGUGUACCUGGUUGUACAUUGUAACUUCCUUUGUAUAUGCUUCUUGUGUGGAGAAAUUGUUACAAUACCAAAUAAAACAUGUCUUAUUGCUA